AUGGACCAACGAACGCCGUCAACGACCGGCUCGCCCUCUUUAGAGUCUAACCAAGCUGUAUCGAUACAGGGCGCGCGAUCGAUCGCUAGCCGGCGCCGUGACAAACCCCAACUUUCAUGUAGUCUCUGUCGACGCCGCAAGACCAAAUGCGACCGCCAACAACCAUGUUCGAACUGCUCGUCGCGAGGUUUUCCUUGCGUCUACCCAGUGAACCAAGCCUACACCAUGAAGCCAGGACAGCCCACUGGCGAUCCACUGUCACUACAAGAUCGCCUAGUACAUCUCGAACGUCUUGUGAUGACACUGGGCUCGCCAUCAUCACAACCACAAAGCAAUGACAUCAAGGAUACAGGCAGUCGUGUACCAGCGACUGACGCCGGCACAAUACUCGACGACCAAUCAGAUACUGGGAGCAUGCGCUUCAGUGCUACCGAACAUCACUACGUUGGAAGUGAUCACUGGGCCGCCAUCAUGGACAGCAUCGCUGAUCUCAAAGACCAUUUCGAUCGAGAGGAACGACUGAAGCUUGCAGAAAGCCCCACGCAGCCCGUAGGAGUUCAUGGCGAUGGUUGCGAGGAUCUUGAUGCGCGACCCGGGCGUCGACGCGCCUUGCUUUUGUACGGAUGUCGCCCAGCAACUUCAAAAGCUGAGGUUCUCGCCGCUCUUCCGCCAAAACCCGCGGUAGAUCGAUAUAUCGCACGCUACUUCAACCGUCUUGACCUGGUUGCUUCAUCAUCGGUGCAUGGGCCUACCUUUUUGAAGCAAUAUGAGGCUUUCUGGGCCGAUCCUGAUGGCAUUCCCAUCAUGUGGCUUGGCCUUCUUUACAGUAUGAUAUGCCUUGCAGUCAUUGCGUCCGACCCUCCCACCGACAUUCUCGAACAUCAGCAGCAAAGACUGCAUAUUGAUUUGUACCGGGAAAAACUAGUCCAGUGUCUCAUGAUGGGCGGCUACACUUUAGGUGGCGAGCACGCGCUCGAAACGUUCAUGAACUAUGUCUACGUCGAGUUCCGCAUCCACGACGACGCUGAGCAAGAUGUGUGGUUCUUGCUUGGCCUUGAGGUGAACCUGGCAAAGCGCAUGGGCUACCACAGAGACCCCAAACACUUCCCAGGCAUCACUCCACUGCAAGCAGAGAUGAGAAGGAGAGUAUGGGCAACUGUUUUGCUAGGUGAUGUGCUGAUUUCAGGCCAAAUGGGCAUGCCCCGGAUGGUUCGCGAUGGCGAGUUCGACACCGCAGAGCCACAAAAUCUGAACGACGAAGACUUCAAGGAAGACAUGCCUGUGCUGCCUGAACCGCGGCCAGAGACAGAGCUCACAACGACCUUGGGGGUCAUUGCGCGGAGGAGGAUCCUCAUCGCCCUUGGUACGAUCUCGGAUUUAACUGCCUCGCUCAACUCAUGCAGCUAUGCCGAGAUCAUGCGCCUGGACGAAAUUCUCAACAAAGCCGGCAUGAGCAUACCUCCCCCGCUGAAGGCCAAGUCCAUGGCCACGAGUGUCACCGACUCACCUCAAACCAUCAUGGCACGGCUCUUUCUCAGCCACAUGUUCCACAAGGGGAAAAUCAUGCUCCACCGGCGCGUCUUGUUUGCUCGGUCGAUGUCCCCAACGCGUGAUACCUUCACGUACUCACGGAGCGCAUGCCUCGAGGCGUCUCUAGCGACACUAAAGAUACAGCAAGUCUUGGACGAAGAGACUUGUCCUGGCGGUCAGCUCCACAUGAUGCAUUGGAGGGUUGGCUCGAUCAUGAACCACCACUUUUUAACAGCAACCAUGAUUCUAUGUUCUCUGGUACACCGAAAGCAGGUCUUUGGUCGCGGAGACGAGAUCAUAUCGGCGCUGCGGACGGCCCGCAGUAUAUGGAUGAGAAAAGGUGAUGGCUCGCACGAAGCCAAAAAAGCAGGCGAAGCCGUCAGUAUUGUUCUCGCACAAGCCGGUGGGCCUCGAUUCGAUGCCUAUCUCUCUGUUGGUAGAGAUGAUUUGGUUGGGGUGUCUCGCGAUGGAAUGAACGACCAGCAACCGCCCAACACUGGUAUGACAGACGAAGCCAGCGGCUAUGAUAGCAUGGAAAUAUUGCUCUUCAACGAGACGUUUGGCAUUGACCCUGGACUAGAGCACUUUUUGGCCGAGGUGAUUCAGGGCACAGUACCAACUGGGCGUAGACUUUCGGGUGGUGGGAUCAAUGAGGGUAAUUUGUCGACGGGUCCUUCAAUCGAUGACUGGAUGAUGCGAGAAGAUACGGUCUACAAACGAUAG
Molecule: messenger RNA, 2253 nt
Organism: Colletotrichum destructivum
Lineage: Eukaryota; Fungi; Ascomycota; Sordariomycetes; Glomerellales; Glomerellaceae
Exons: 5
Coding region: 1-2253 (750 amino acids)
Biological process (GO): regulation of DNA-templated transcription; DNA-templated transcription
Molecular function (GO): DNA binding; zinc ion binding; DNA-binding transcription factor activity, RNA polymerase II-specific
Source: RefSeq, a predicted model, not a curated record